GAUUAUGUAACAUGCAAAAGAUUUAUAUCUUCAUUUCACCAUUUCAGUCUUUGAGUAUCUCUUCAUUCAGAUCUCAAUAUGGCUAUUGCAGCAGCAGCUGUAAUCGUCCCUAUGGGCAUUGUAUUCUUCAUCUCUGGCCUCUUCAUCAAUCUCAUACAGGCUGCUUGCUUUGUCUUAAUAAGGCCAUUUUCGAAGAACAUAUACAGGAGGAUUAAUAGAAUUUUUGCAGAACUUUUAUGGCUGGAGCUUGUUUGGUUAGUUGAUUGGCGGGCUGGUGUAGAGAUUAAACUGUACAUGGACCCAGAAACUUUUAGAUUAAUGGGUAAAGAACAUGCCCUGCUGAUAGCGAAUCACAGAAGUGACAUUGAUUGGCUAGUUGGAUGGGUCUUAGCACAGCGAUCCGGUUGCCUUGGUAGCGCAUUAGCUGUUAUGAAGAAAUCUUCAAAAUUUCUUCCUGUACUUGGUUGGUCAAUGUGGUUUUCUGAGUACCUAUUCCUUGAAAGAAGCUGGGCCAAGGAUGAAAACACGAUAAAGUCAGGUCUUCAAUGGCUACGAGAUUACCCUCAACCUUUCUGGCUGGCACUUUUUGUUGAAGGCACUCGCUUUACACAGGCAAAGCUUUUGGCUGCUCAAGAAUAUGCAGCCUCAGCAGGGCUACCUGUUCCGAAGAAUGUGUUAAUUCCUCGUACCAAGGGAUUUGUCGCAGCAGUAAGUCAUAUGCGCUCAUUUGUUCCAGCUAUUUAUGAUGUUACAUUUGCCAUGCCUAAAAGCUCACCAGCGCCAACAAUGUUGCGAAUCUUCAAGGGUCAAUCUUCUGUGGUUCAUGUGCACAUCAAACGCCACGAGAUGAAGGAUCUACCAGAAAAUGAUGAAGCCACAGCUCAAUGGUGUAGAGAUAUCUUUCUGGCCAAGGACAAACUGCUGGACAAACAUAUUGCUGAAGACACCUUCGGAGAACAACAGCUGCAGAAUGUUGGCCGUCCAGUGAAAUCCUUCGUGGUUAUUGUAUCUUGGGCAUGUAUUGUCUUAUUUGGUGCUAUAAAAUUCUUACACUCAACAGCACUGUUGUCUUCAUGGAAGGGUGUUGCAAUUUCAGCUGCACUGUUAGCUGUUGUUACACUACUUAUGCAAAUCUUGAUUAGAUUUUCUCAGUCAGAACGCUCAACACCAGCCAAGCCAAGUAUUGUUAAUCAGCAUUCAACAAAUGGACAACAAAAACAACACUAACACACAUUUUUCACAUCUGAAACAGAGAUUACACCUGCAAAUUUAUUGCCUAUAGUCCUUCAUCAGAAACAGAUUAUGCAGAACAAGUUACACGUCCAUUUCGAAUAGUUAAAGGGUAAAAUUAGCCCAUAUCUAUGCGUAAUAUUAGCCUUAUGCAUGUAGUUUCUUACUUUUGAUAUUUAUCGUCUAUUGUGUUUCAGUUACAGCGUUAUUUUUUUGUUACUAUCUUUUUUCUGAAUACUCUGUACUGCUUUCCUUAUCAAUAAUAAUAGACAUGUUCUCUA
Molecule: messenger RNA, 1511 nt
Organism: Solanum tuberosum (potato)
Lineage: Eukaryota; Viridiplantae; Streptophyta; Magnoliopsida; Solanales; Solanaceae
Product: 1-acyl-sn-glycerol-3-phosphate acyltransferase 2-like
Exons: 11
Coding region: 79-1227 (382 amino acids)
Cellular component (GO): endomembrane system
Molecular function (GO): 1-acylglycerol-3-phosphate O-acyltransferase activity
Source: RefSeq, a predicted model, not a curated record